Arthroderma uncinatum is the source of this 360-nucleotide messenger RNA. RefSeq lists its product as uncharacterized. The transcript has 2 exons. The coding region runs from base 1 to 360 and encodes 119 amino acids. The record is from RefSeq and is a predicted model, not a curated record. NCBI's taxonomy places the organism in Eukaryota, Fungi, Ascomycota, Eurotiomycetes, Onygenales, Arthrodermataceae.
AUGUCUUUCAUCACAAGAGCUGUUGUCGCCAACUCGAGGGGUAUUGCGGCUCCCACACUCCUUACCGGGAGGACACAGUUGAGCCGAGCCUUGUUCUCGACCACGCCACACCACCAAAAGGGUCCUAUCGAGGCAACCAAGGACACACUAAAGGCGGCAGAUAGGCUUGUGUCUGAUGCGGCUGUCAAGGGCAUCGAGAAAGGAGAAGCUGCAACCAAUAAACUAAAGCACACCGUGGGCUCCGCGGCCAAGAAAGCAGAGCGGGAAACCGAAGAUGUUGCGAAGAAGACGAGCAGAAAGGCAUCAGAUGUAGCCGACGAGGCAGCUGAGAAGGCCGAGGAAUAUUCAGGGAAGGCGUGA